UUGUUGACGUUUGUGACAUUUGUCAACACCUACUCCAAUUAGAAAAUAUAUAUUUUUGUCGAUUUAAAUACCAUACAUUUAAUAUGCAAACCACCGACGACGGCGAGUACAUCCCAGCCAAAGAACUAGACCGAAACUUUAAAAUACCCAAAAAAAGAGCAAAUUCCGACGAAGCCCCCACGAUAAUGAACCAACAAGUGAUGGAGAACUCAUAUUACAAUUACUUAACAGAGCCCCAGCCCCCAAUAAUAUCGCCAUAUCAAAUCGAUGCAGCAAGAAAUCUCAUUUUACAGUCGUUGCAGAAAAGGGAGUACGAGAAGCCUAAGACUUACCAAAAUCAUAUUUUGAGAGAGACUAUCCCUGAUUGUUUUGAUGAAACCCUCCCAAGAGAAUUAACCUCACUGUUUCAACCGUUAUAUUGCAAGCUCUGCUCCGCACAACUUAGUAGUAAUGUGGUCGCUAAGUUACAUUACAAAUCAAAAAAUCACGAGAAGAAAAUUCGGAAGUUUUUGAUUGAGUACUCAGAGAGGACGGGGGAGCCCUUGCACAAAAGAGCCAAAAUUAUGCCAAAAGCUAAAGAGUCUGAUGGAGAUGAAAGCAAUCCUUUGUAUUUUUAUUGUGAUGUUUGUGAUCUGCCUUUGACGGGGAAGUUGCAUGCUGAAUCUCAUUAUAUGGGGAAGAACCAUCGAAAAGCGACCCUCGGCAUGAAGGCCCCCGCCGGUAAAGGCCACUACGACCCCACCGGCAAAUGGGUGAGAGAAGGUUCCAGCCACGCUCGACCUGCCAAUGACCCCAGCGUCGACGACACCUUCGGCCAGGAUUUUCGCACGGAGCCGCCGCCACCGCCCGCCCCAGGAUUCAGGUGCGAGCUCUGCAACAUCACCACCACCUGCCAGGAACAGCUCGAAUGCCACUACAACGGCCAGAAGCAUCGGAAGAAAGUGAAACAGCAGCAACUAGAGAGUGGCAUUGUCGCGGGCCCGAAUGACAAUAUUUUGACGAGUGUUUUGUUAGCUGAUGCGGAUAAGGGCGAUUGUUCUGUUUACAGGACGCCGUCAGGGCAGUACUAUUGUCAGGUUUGCAAUUGCUCGUCUAAUUCGGAGAUGCAGUUUAAACAACACCUGCAGAGUAAGAAUCAUCUGAAGAAGGCCAGCCAGAAGAAGGCUUAAGUUUUGUCGUGUUGCGAGUGUUAGAGUAAGUAAUUUUUUAUUGUUAUGGAUGUAGUUUAAGAGUAGAAAUGUAAUGUUCUGUUGAAAUAAAGAGUUGGGAGGUGCACCAA
Messenger RNA from Zophobas morio, 1279 nucleotides. RefSeq names its product zinc finger matrin-type protein 3-like. The record is from RefSeq and is a predicted model, not a curated record. NCBI's taxonomy places the organism in Eukaryota, Metazoa, Arthropoda, Insecta, Coleoptera, Tenebrionidae. Gene Ontology annotation, molecular function: zinc ion binding; nucleic acid binding. Bases 84 to 1169 code for a protein of 361 amino acids. The transcript has 5 exons.